Messenger RNA from Thyridium curvatum, 1413 nucleotides. RefSeq lists its product as uncharacterized. Gene Ontology annotation, biological process: transmembrane transport; carbohydrate transport. Lineage: Eukaryota; Fungi; Ascomycota; Sordariomycetes; Thyridiales; Thyridiaceae. The transcript is spliced from 3 exons. Bases 1 to 1413 code for a protein of 470 amino acids. The record is from RefSeq and is a predicted model, not a curated record. Gene Ontology annotation, cellular component: membrane. Gene Ontology annotation, molecular function: carbohydrate:proton symporter activity.
AUGAACGGUCUUCAAACACUCAAGCAGUGGCGCACAUUCUUCAACAACCCGGAGGGCGCCAUCCUCGGUCUGAUCAAUGCCGUCUACCCCCUGGGCAAGGUCGUCGCCCUCUUUCUCGUCGCAUGGGUUUCGGAUCGCUACGGGCGACGACUCCCCCUCCUCAUUGGCUUGGUCACCUGCAUCGGCUUUGCCAUCAUGCAGGGUCUUGCUCAGACGCUGCCCGCGUUUGUCACGGCCAGGGCCCUGCUCGGUUUCUUCACCUCGUUCAUCAGCCAGCCGAGCCCGAUCCUCAUCAGUGAGCUGGCUUACCCGACGCAGCGUGGUAAGCUGACUGCGCUGUACAACACCUUCUUCUAUGUCGGCUCGAUCUACGCUGCUUGGUGCACGUACGGCACGUUCAAGAUCGGGUCCACCUGGAGCUGGAGAAUCCCUUCGCUGCUGCAGGGCUCGCUGCCUAUCUUCCAGCUGCUCGGAUUGUGGUUCCUACCCGAAUCCCCUAGAUGGCUUAUCUCCAAGGGCCGGAAGGAAGAGGCUCGUGCCAUUCUUACCAAGUAUCAUGGCGGAGGCGAUCCCAACUCUACGCUGGUCGAGUUCGAACUGCAGGAAAUGGAGCUUGUGAUCACGGAGGAGGCAGAUACGGUCUCGCAGUCCUCGUGGCUCGAGCUGUUCCGCACCCCGGCCAACCGGAGACGGACCCUCAUUGCCGCCGUCGUAGGCUGGUUCAGUCAGUGGGCCGGCAACGGAGUCGUCAGCUACUACCUGGUCCUGGUGCUCAACACCAUCGGGAUCACCGAGACCAAGGACCAGGCCCUCAUCAACGGCCUGCUCAACAUCUUCAACUGGAUUGCCGCCAUCUUCGCCGGCGCCAUGAUGGUCGACCGCCUCGGCCGCCGCACGCUGUUCCUGGCUUCGACGGCGGGCAUGGCGGCCAGCUACGCCGUCUGGACCGCCCUCACGUCUCACUUCGUCGACAGCAAGAACGAGGCGACCGGCCGCGCCGUCGUCGGCUUCAUCUUCAUCUUCUACUUCUUCUACGACAUCGCCUGGACGCCGCUGCUGCAGGCCUACCCCGUCGAGAUCUACCCCUACACGCUGCGCAGCCGCGGCCUGUCCUUCACCUACAUCGUCUCCUUCGUCGGCCUCAUCGUCGGCAACCAGGUCAACCCGAUCGCGAUGAAGGCCAUCGGCUGGAAGUACUACCUCGUGUUCUGCUGCCUGCUGUGCGUGCUGUUUGUCAUCAUCUGGUUCCUCUUCCCCGAGACAAAGGGCCACACGCUCGAGGAGAUCCGCGAGGUCUUCGAGGGGCCCCGCGCCGCCGUGCUGGACAAGGUGGCCGCUGCCGAGGCCGGCCAUUACGAGGCGGCUGGCGAGACCAAGAAGGAGGAGAAUGCGGAGGAGAUCAAGCGUGUCUAA